UUUUAUACCGAACAGUGUAUACAACAAUGACGUUUUGAUUCUUCCUUAAAAGAACUUGUCGUAUUAUUUCUUUGAAAAUCUAUGGCCAACAAAGAACAGAAUUCUGACAAAAAUGCACCCGUUUUCAGCGGAUUCACUGAGUUGUAUCUAAGAAAGUUGGGAGAAAAUCUCUUCCGGAAAAAUCAAAAUCCUGGCCCCCGUAUCGCUAUAAAGAAACUAGAUUCUGUCUAUGCAUAUGAAAUCAGCUGUAUGAUGCAUACUCUCGGAGAUGUUGCAAAACCCCUUAAGAGUUCUGUUCAGUACCUAGAGACAAUUCUUCGUGACCAAAUGAACUUGUUGUUGAUCAAAGCUUCUGAAAUUCCUGGUCCCAAGGCGCUGACUCAUACACGUUUACUCCCACUCAUAGCACACAAAAGGGAGAAGAUGACGCGCCUCUUACAAUAUUUAUUUUUGAAAGAUUCAUGUGAACUUCUUAGGAACAGAAAAUAUGAAGAAUAUGCAGAUGCUGUCGAUAAUGGACAAUGCAGAAAAAGGGUGGGAAUAUGUUUGAAAUUCUUGAAGAGUAUUGGUGCCGGAGAUUACGAUAUGGAAGUUUUGAAAACUUCACUCCUUCGUACUGAUGAUAUUGCUUUAGAAAGAGCAGCGAGGAGGUUUCAAAUGUCCCGUUUGAUGUCCAACGAAAAUUAUUUAAAAUUUUUCAAGAAACAAAGUGUCGGUUUCUAUCCUAAAAAUGACGGUGGCAUGUUUGAAAAGUGGUUACUAGCUGAUAAAGUAACGACUUUGCAACCUACACCUUUAGCUCUUGAUAUUCUGGCCUAUUUUGCGAGAGAAACCCUUUCUGAAAUUGUUGAAGCAACACUUCAGAUUGAUCAGCCAAAGAAGGACUCAAAGAUAAACACUUCUAAUAUCCUUGCAAAGAAAAAUCAUCAGUCGUCAGCAGAUCGAACAGGGACAUUCUCAUUUUCCACUUCAGACAUUUUUAGUCCAGGAAGGUUAAGGGACCUUAUUACUGAUAAUUCUGAUUCCUGUUCAGUUAAUUUUGAAUCUUUAGGAAUGACGGACAUUUUUCCAUCAUCUAUGUCUCCGAAAGUAUCGCUCUCAGAAAACGAUGCAAUCGUACCGGCAAAAGAAUCAUCAUGCACUAAGAAACGGAAAAUGGAAACAAUGGAUUUCGAUACAAAAAAUAAUAGCGAGAAAUCAGAGGUGGAAGAAAUGAAAAGAUUUCAAGAAUCUGAGCCCAGACUUGUCUUACAAGAACCGAAGAUUCCUCCCAGAAAUCCUGGCAACCCUAUUACGGUGGACGAUUUAAGAUCUACAGUGAUGAAUUUAAUUAUUUUGCAAGAUGAAGAAUUUCAAUUCAGCAAGAAGAAAAGGAUAUUAUGCCUUUAGAAUAAUUUUCCAGUUGUGUGAGAUGAAUUUGAGGUACAAAGUACACACAAUAAACAGAAGUACAAAAUCUGAGGAAUUUAAUUAUCAAAAUGUGAUUCUGUCAAUUUUCAUUUUCAUGUUUGAAAAUUCAUAUCAUCAUUUAAA
Molecule: messenger RNA, 1533 nt
Organism: Argiope bruennichi
Lineage: Eukaryota; Metazoa; Arthropoda; Arachnida; Araneae; Araneidae
Gene: Spt3
Exons: 11
Coding region: 82-1389 (435 amino acids)
Biological process (GO): transcription by RNA polymerase II
Molecular function (GO): protein heterodimerization activity; transcription coactivator activity
Source: RefSeq, a predicted model, not a curated record